Messenger RNA from Notechis scutatus (mainland tiger snake), 640 nucleotides. The record is from RefSeq and is a predicted model, not a curated record. NCBI's taxonomy places the organism in Eukaryota, Metazoa, Chordata, Lepidosauria, Squamata, Elapidae.
UGACAUCUCUGAAGUGUCAGACAUGUGUUGCCCUUGGAGAUAAAUGUGAAGGAGAGGCUGUGAAGGUGGUGGAGUGCAAAGAAGAUGAAGAAUUUUGUUCUACUGUAGUUGCUAAUACUACUAUAACCAAUAUUGCCAUGAGCUUAAUUGUCAAGGAAUGCUCAACACGUGAGGACUGUUUUGAGAGCCUCUUCAGCACCACAACAGUAGGUGGUAGAUUUGAAGUAGCAAGAGCUAACUGUUGUGACACUGAUGUCUGCAAUGCAGAACCGCUUCUGUUGGAAAAGUAUGAAGAGUUUCAACCAAAUGGAUUACAGUGCCCAGGCUGCUUUGCACUAGAUGAGGAUCACUGUAAAGCCAAUCAAUCUGUAGUCUGUGUUGGCGAAGAGGAUCAGUGUCUUACCAUAACCAGUUCCACAGAGGCUUUUGGAAAUUUCACUGAAAAGUCCACUUACCAAGGAUGUACGACACAGAACCUAUGUUCCUUCCCUCUAGGAUUUUCUGAGAUGGCCGGUGGGCUGAUUCAGUUAAAUAUCACCACUCUGGAAUGCAGAAAUGCAUCUUCUUCUGAACCAGAUCUUCAGUUAUAGUUGGGAAGAGCCGAAGCUUCUUUGCAAUUAUUGGGAAAUUUGUAAAAAAA